UACUUUCUGUAGCCUGUGCUGUAUUGGUUGCAUCUAAACGCUUGAUAUGCAGAUGCGUCUGUUUUAGUGUUCUUCAUGAGUGACAUCCGCUCCAGAUAGCAUGUCUUUCUUCUUCUGAAAAUGCCUUGAAGUCUCUCGGGAACUUUGAGUUAUUUUUGCUGCUUUUAAAGGCUUCAUGUCUUUAUUCGUCCCUGUUCCGAGAGCGCUGCCCACCUCCCGUUUUCAUUCCCUCAUCCGCUCCCGUUUCUUCAUCUUUCUGUCCUUCUUUUCUGGUUUCGUGAAGCAUUUGCGGGUUGGAUGUUUCGCUUUACUUUCUUGUGUGCGACAUCUGGAGCGUUAAUGGUGCUGUGUCUGUGGAUACUAAAAGAAAAAUGAUGCUGAGAUGUGAGGCGCCUCUUGGACAUAAGCUCUCAGACGUGUGUUAGGAAAGGCUUGCCAUGGUCACCAAAGACAACGCUAACUCUGGCUCUGGUGGAAAGACAAACUGUGUGAAGAAACAAAAGUGUAUGAUGAACAACUCUCAAAAGGCCGGGGAGCUUUACAGGGACCCUCAGAAGACUGUAUUUGAACCCGAACUGACCCUUGAGGUCACGGCUGACGAUGCCGGAAGGAAAACCAAUCUGGUCGCAGUAAACGGCGUCCUAGAAACAGCUGUGAACGAAGAGACGUGUAACGCAUGGAGCGUUUCCAACCUCCAGAAUCUGAAAGAGAUGCAGUACCUGCACCGCGAGGCUGAGGACAGUCUGAUCGACCCGUCGCUGGACAUGGACAGGUCGUCCCUCAUGGGUUUCAUCGACUCUAGUAACCUGGAGAGCUCCGAGGAUGUUCAGACCGUGCCGUGCAUCCAGGUGGAUGUUAAAACGGACGUGGUGCUGAUCGAUGAGGAUGAUGAUGAUAUGUCUCUAAGGGAGAGGACGGUGACGGACGUGUCCGCUGCGGACGGGAACGCGGCUGAGCUUGUGUGCGGGCGGCUCCGGUCAAUCUCCUCUGACUCCACCCACUCUUUAUGCGAUAGGCAGAGUCUUGAGCAAGGCUCGGCCAUUGAGACGCCUCAGGAGGAACAGGAGCCGCCCAAAAAACAGAAACGCACUUGCUGCCUCUGUGUUAUCAUUUGAUGUUUCUCGGAAAAAGGGCCAAGAAUAUACACCUUUUUAAAUUUUUUUCUCUUUAAUAUCACUUUACAAUGUUAAUCAGCAAUUCUUACAUCAAGUUUUUACGUUAAGUUUUUCGUUAACAUUUUUAACUUUCUUACCCUUGGAAUAAAAUGAUCUUAUCCUUCACAUGGAAAUGAUUCUACUGCCACAAUUUGACAUAUUUCUAAGUGAAAGAAUAUUUAAUGCUAAAAAAGGAAAGGAAGGAAAUUUUGUAAAGUUAGUCAGAGUUUCUUAAAGCAAAAACCAGUCAUAAAUAUUUUAUUAAUUAUUAAUUUUAUGUUCUUUUUGACCCGUACAAGUUUUUGUUACUCUCCUUUUUAUGGAAGCUGUUUUCACUAAGAAAUAAAAAGAUUUUAAAAAG
Messenger RNA from Puntigrus tetrazona (Sumatra barb), 1515 nucleotides. Its product is annotated as paralemmin-2. The coding region runs from base 438 to 1115 and encodes 225 amino acids. The record is from RefSeq and is a predicted model, not a curated record. The transcript has 3 exons. Lineage: Eukaryota; Metazoa; Chordata; Actinopteri; Cypriniformes; Cyprinidae.